AGGAGAGCACCUGUCAUGGGAAUGAACGGGGCCCCGCCUUCCAGUUCUCUUUUAGAUGUUAUACAUCGACUAGGACCGAGGGUCAGCAGAGAGCAGCAGCAGAGAGGAGCAGCAGCAGGAGGUGACCGUUCCACUGUUGGUUGUUGGUGUGCAGAGUCUCAUAGUUUGGUCCUCUACAACAGAACAGACACAAGGAUGAAGAUGAUCUGCAGCAUCCUGCUGCUCCUCAGUCUGACCUCCUGUGUCUCUGGAGCAUUUGUAGUGAAUGUGACACAGACCUCCUAUCAGGCAGAGGAGAACCAAGACAUCACACUGGAGUGGAUGUUCACAACCAGAACCGGCAGUUCCCCCAACUCACUUUAUAUCUACUGUCGACUGUCUGCUAACAAAACCUCAGUCCUGUUUCAGCUCUAUGAAGGUGUUGAGGACCCAGAGUCUCUGGAUGAACAGUUUACAGGACGAGUCCGGUGGGACAAAGACGUCCUCAGAGACGGACGAAUCAGACUUCACAUGUCCAGACUCAGGAUUAAUGACUCUGGUUGGUACAUGUGUGAUGUGCUCACAGGUUAUGGUGGGAGCUCUAAGAAAUGUCACCUCAAAGUCACAGCAGCUGCUGAUGAGCCCAAACCUCUGAGACAAACAAUGAGCUCACAACCAGAGAGUCCGGGAGGGAUCGGCCUCUACGUUGGACUGACAGCAGCUCUACUGGUUCUCUGUGUUGUACUCUAAUUUGCCUUCCUUCAUAAAUCUACUGGUAAUAGAGGAAACAUCUAUACAGCCGUACAGCCAAUAAGAUCCUCAGAGGAACAACCCAUCACGUCUAACCAAGCGACAACCUCCAGUGGUGAGAUAAGGUCUUGUCUAGAAGGUAACCUCCAAGGCCUAUCCUAACCUCCACCAUUAGAGGUUAAUACCUGACCUUAACCCAUCAUCAAUGAAUGAAGAGUUCAUCAUUAAGAUUUAGCUGUAAGUUGGUUCAGUUCUCCCUCCAGCUGUUAUCAAUCGUGUGUUUUAUGUCCUCUGUUUACUGAUUGAUGUUGUUACCUUUCACAGUUACCUUAACUUUAUAAUGUGUUCAUACUGUAAAUAUAGUGAUUCCUUCACUAUGGCCCUUUAGAGUUUUUAAGAUUUUUAUCUGUAACGUUUCAUUUUUAUGUUUUUCUUCACCUAUUCUUAUACUAAAUGUCCUGACUGCAACAUUACGGUAACCUUCAUUUUCUACAUUUUCUAUUUUUAAUUUCUAUAAUAUUUUGAAGACAUUUCAAUU
Sebastes umbrosus (honeycomb rockfish) is the source of this 1267-nucleotide messenger RNA. RefSeq lists its product as uncharacterized. Gene Ontology annotation, biological process: T cell costimulation; cellular response to lipopolysaccharide; cell surface receptor signaling pathway. The record is from RefSeq and is a predicted model, not a curated record. NCBI's taxonomy places the organism in Eukaryota, Metazoa, Chordata, Actinopteri, Perciformes, Sebastidae. The coding region runs from base 16 to 729 and encodes 237 amino acids. The transcript has 4 exons. Gene Ontology annotation, cellular component: external side of plasma membrane.